Molecule: messenger RNA, 2566 nt
Organism: Orycteropus afer afer
Lineage: Eukaryota; Metazoa; Chordata; Mammalia; Tubulidentata; Orycteropodidae
Gene: ZNRF3
Product: zinc and ring finger 3
Biological process (GO): negative regulation of canonical Wnt signaling pathway; Wnt receptor catabolic process; ubiquitin-dependent protein catabolic process
Molecular function (GO): frizzled binding; ubiquitin protein ligase activity
Source: RefSeq, a predicted model, not a curated record
UUAUUUCCUAGAUGCACCCACUGGGCCUGUGUAAUAACAAUGAUGAAGAGGACUUGUAUGAAUAUGGUUGGGUAGGAGUGGUGAAGCUGGAACAGCCAGAAUUGGAUCCGAAACCAUGCCUCACCGUCCUGGGCAAGGCCAAGCGAGCGGUGCAGCGGGGAGCCACCGCCGUCAUCUUCGAUGUGUCUGAAAACCCAGAAGCUAUUGACCAGCUAAACCAGGGCUCCGAAGACCCACUCAAGAGACCAGUGGUGUAUGUGAAGGGCGCAGAUGCCAUCAAGCUGAUGAACAUCGUCAACAAGCAGAAAGUGGCCCGAGCAAGGAUCCAGCACCGUCCCCCUCGACAACCCACCGAAUACUUUGACAUGGGGAUUUUCUUGGCCUUCUUUGUCGUGGUCUCCUUGGUUUGCCUCAUCCUUCUUGUCAAAAUCAAGCUGAAGCAGCGACGCAGUCAGAACUCCAUGAACAGGCUGGCCGUGCAGGCUCUGGAGAAGAUGGAAACGAGGAAGUUCAACUCCAAGAGCAAGGGGCGCCGGGAGGGGAGCUGUGGGGCCCUGGACACGCUCAGCAGCAGCUCCACCUCUGACUGUGCCAUCUGCCUGGAGAAGUACAUGGACGGAGAGGAGCUGCGGAUCAUCCCCUGUACCCACCGGUUCCACAAGAAGUGCGUGGACCCCUGGCUGCUGCAGCACCACACCUGCCCCCACUGUCGGCACAACAUCAUAGAACAAAAGAGAAACCCAAGCGCUGUGUGUGUGGGGACGAACAACCUCUCACGUGGCCGGCAGCAACGGGUCAUUUUGCCGGUCCAUUACCCUGGCCGCGUGCACAGGACCAACGCCAUCCCAGCCUACCCUACGAGGACGAGUAUGGACUCCCACGGGAACCCCGUCACGCUGCUGACCGUGGACCGGCACGGGGAGCAGGGCCUCUAUUCACCGCAGACCCCUGCCUACAUCCGCAGCUAUCCCCCUCUCCACCUGGACCACCCCCUGGCCACCCACCGCUGCAGCCUGGAGCACCGGGCCUACUCACCAGCCCACCCCUUCCGCAGGCCCAAGUUCAGCGGCCGCAGCUUCUCCAAGGCAGCUUGCUUCUCCCAGUACGAGACCAUGUACCAACACUACUACUUCCAAGGCCUCAGCUACCCGGAGCAGGAGGGGCAGCCCCCCCCCAGCCUGAGUCCCCGGGGCCCGUCCCGGGCCUUCCCGCCUAGUGGCAGCGCCAGCGGCAGCCUCCUCUUCCCCGCCGUGGCGCACCUGGCCCCUCACUCCCACCUGGAGAGCGGCAGCACGUCCAGCUUCAGCUGCUACCACGGGCACCGUUCGGUGUGCAGCGGCUACCUGGCCGACUGCCCGGGCAGCGACAGCAGCAGCAGCAGCAGCUCCGGCCGGUGCCACUGCUCCUCCCGCGACUCCAUGGUGGACUGCACCGAGGUCAGCAACCAGGGCGUGUACGGGAGCUGCUCUACUUUCCGCAGCUCCCUCAGCAGCGACUACGACCCCUUCAUCUACCGCAGCCGGAGCCCCUGCCGCACCAGCGACGCAGGCGGCUCAGGCCGGGGGCCGGCCCUGGGCCUCGAGGGCUCCCCACCACCUGAGGAGCUCCUGGCAAUGCGUGCUUACGGUGCCGGCCGGGGAGAGCCUUGGCCCGGGCCUGUCUCGCCCUCGGGGGACCAGCUGUCCACCUGCAGCCUGGAAAUGAACUACAGCAGCAGCUCCUCCCUGGAGCACAGGGGGCCCAACAGCUCUACCUCAGAAGUGGGGCUCGAGGCUGCUCCUGGGGCCGCCCUGGACCUCAGGAGGACCUGGAAGGGGGGCCGAGAGGGGCUCACGUGUGCCUGCUGCUGCGAGCCCCCACCCUCUGCACUGGAGCCCGGCGCGGGCACCGCGGACAGCAGCACCUUGUUCCUGGGCGCCCCGCUCUGUGAGGGCUGUGGCCCCUCCAGUGGGGAGCCACUGCCGGGAGGCCCCCAGGGCCGGCACAGCCUUCACCCAGACCACUUGCCCAGGACAGACGGGGUGCCAUACGAGGGCCUGCCCUGCUGCUUCUAUGAAGAGAGACAGGUGGCCCGCGGCAGCUGCUACACUGAGGACUAUUCCGUGAGUGUGCAGUACACGCUCACCGAGGAGCCCCCACCCAGCUGCCACCCAGGGGCCCGGGACCUGACCCAGCGCAUCCCAAUCAUCCCAGAGGAUGUGGACUGUGACUUGGGCCCGUCUGCAGACUGUCUUGGAUCCCAGGUCCACGGCCCCUGGGGUGGGACACCGAGCCCGGACAUCCCACAGCCUCCCCGGGGUGUGGACACCACCCAGGAAGGACAGCAGGCUCUGGGCUGCCCGGCCGGGAAGCUGCUGCGGCCGGGCCGCCCUCCAGAGGGCAAGGGGGCUCCCCGGGCUUGUUUCCCCAGGGCCCUCCAGGACGCUCAGGAGUCUGAUGCUACAGCCGCUGAGGCUGCAGGAUCAGGACCUCACCCAGCAGAUGGCAGCGGCCCGGGAGCCUGACUCAGAAGGAGCUCUUACCUAGAAAUGGGAAACUGUAGAGACGCCAAACUCUGACUUCCUUC